Molecule: messenger RNA, 1994 nt
Organism: Brassica napus (rape)
Lineage: Eukaryota; Viridiplantae; Streptophyta; Magnoliopsida; Brassicales; Brassicaceae
Exons: 4
Coding region: 84-1067 (327 amino acids)
Molecular function (GO): acyltransferase activity, transferring groups other than amino-acyl groups
Source: RefSeq, a predicted model, not a curated record
GUUUAACUAUCAUCACUACCGAAUUUGUCAGUUAUUUUAUCCAUUUGAGAGAGAGAGACGACGAAGCAUCUUCGCGUGUGUCAAUGGCGGCCGUAAGCAUCGCACUUGCUUUCUCUUUCGAUGCUCUCAAGCAAAACCAAUCCACGAAGCUUACUCUCUCGUCUAGAUACCCUUCACUAUACACUUCUAGAUCUCACCGUCGCUCAAGUCUCAGAUUCGCUUCCCUUCCUUCUUCGCACUCUCCUUCAAUCUCAACCGCCACAGAAACAGGAGAAGAAGAACAAGAAGAAGAAUCCACCCCGACAAAAUCCAGCGGAAGCUACGACUUUCUCGAGGAAACCUUCCGCACGGGGAGAUUCUUAAGCAACGCGGAGCUAGAGAAGCUCAAAGCUCUCGAAGGAUUUGCGUAUUUCCAGGAGCUGGAGUCUGGAACCAUGUGGAUUCGUGUUAUGAGACAAGACGAGAUGGAUUCGACGGUGAGUCUCCUCGCCGAGUCGUUUGGAGAGUCGAUGAUGUUGCCUUCUGGGUAUCAGUCUGUGUUGCGGUUCUUGGUGAAGCAGUAUCUGAUCGAGAGGAGGGAAGUGUUGCCGCACGCAGUGACGUUAGUCGGAUUCUUCAGGAGGAAAACGGAUUCUUUAAGUGAUGGAGAGGAGGAGGUUGUUGAGAUGGCUGGAACUGUUGAGGUUUGUCUUGAUAAACGAGGUGCUAAUGCUUCUCCUCCUUCUCCGACUCCUCCAAAGGAGUCACCUUAUGUGUGUAACAUGACUGUGAAAGAGGAUCUUAGAAGGAGAGGGAUUGGGUGGCAUUUGUUGAAGGCGAGUGAAGAGCUCAUAUCUCAGCUUAGUCCUUCUAAAGAUGUCUACUUGCAUUGCAGGAUGGUCGACGAGGCUCCUUUCAAUAUGUACAAGAAAGCAGGUUACGAGGUUGUUAAGACCGAUACUGUUUUGGUGCUUUUGAUGUUGCAGCGGCGUAAGCAUUUGAUGCGCAAGAAGCUUCCACCGACCACCACCAGCCCUUCAGAUGUGGUGGAGUCUGAUAAUGAGCUGACCUCCUCGGUCAAUGUAUGAACACGGGGACUACAUGUGACUUGACCAAGAGGAUGAGUUGUUACCACCUUCCGUCCACUGUUGAUGUUCCAAUUUCUUGCUUCAACUUGCUGUUUAUAUGAUCGUAGUAGAGGAAGGGAAUCAUGUGAAGACAUGAGUAAGAAUCGUUACCGAUGUGUAUUCUGGGUCGAAGUAGCCGAAAGUUCCUAGAACUCUUGCAGUCACACAAGUGUCCUUUCCUUCUGGCAUCAACUUUGCUAGUCCAAAGUCUGAUAUCUGCAAGGAUUUCACUCCACGUCUUAUUUUUUUAGUGAAUGCUUUGAAUUUUAGCUGCAUAAACCAUGCAACGUUAAUGUACUUUAAAGGGUACCUUUGCGUUAUAGUAGGUGUCUAGGAGAACGUUGGUCGAUUUGAAAUCUCUGUGAACAAUUGGAAUGCCAACACCAGAACUUGAAUGGAGAUACGCGAGUCCAUUCGCUGCUCCAAGUGCAAUUCUUAGCCUUAUUGGCCAGCUUAUCUUUGCUUCUUUUAAUCCUGUGAUAAAAAAAAGACUCAGUUUAGUGGUCAUUUUGCCUUUAGUGGACUAUUAUAUCGUUUUGACAGUUACCAUUCAAAUGAUCUUGCAGGUUUCCGUUUUGCAUAUAUUCAUAUACUAGGAAGCGGUGUUUUCCAUCUGCACAGUAGCCAAUCAAAGAUACCAGAUUUGGAUGGUCGAGUCUACUCAAGAUAUCCACCUCCACACGAAACUCUCUUUCUCCGUCAGCCUUUUUGAACGGAGGUAAAUCCAUCUUCUUGAUCGCAACAACCUUCAAAUAGUGAAAGGAUCAAAGAUAAUACGUAUGUUCUUUUUUCAUCUUUGACAAACAUGUACUUCUUAGUAAACAUUUCUAACAGUAUAAAGCCUGUUGUAAAUCAAAUUAAAUGAAGCGAUAUACAUUAGUUCGUACC